CAGCUUAUUCCAGUGUCACCCAGGGUGCAGCCACACCAGGCUCUGCAGAAGGGUUUCUUUUCAAUGUAAUACCUUCUCAUAUUUUCUUCUUAAAUAGAAGCUGAGAACAUUUAUGUUGUAGACAGUAGUACAUGGUGAAAAAUUCUACUUUCAAGAGAACUUACUCUCUUCUUACAAGUUCUAGAUUGGUCCCCUACCCAGGACAACAUGAAGGAGUAUGUAAUCCUACUGUUCUUGACUUUGUGCUCUGCCAAACCCUCAUUUCGCCCUUCAUACAUGGCACUGAAGAAUAUGAUGCUGAAGGACAUGGAGGAUGAAGGUGACGGAGAUGCUGACAACUCUCUUUUUCCAACGAGAGAGCCAGUUAACCCCUUCUUCCCAUUUGAUCUGUUCCCAACAUGUCCGUUUGGAUGCCAGUGCUACUCGAGAGUUGUGCACUGUUCUGAUCUAGGUUUGUCCUCCGUCCCAAGCAACAUUCCAUUUGAUACUCGAAUGGUUGACCUUCAAAACAAUAAAAUUAAGGAAAUCAAAGAAAAUGAUUUUAAAGGACUCAUCUCACUUUAUGCUUUGAUUCUGAACAACAACAAGCUAACAAAGAUUCACCCCAAAGCCUUUCUAACCACAAAGAAGUUGCGAAGGCUAUAUUUGUCUCACAAUCAACUAAGUGAAAUACCUCUUAAUCUUCCCAAAUCGUUAGCAGAACUCAGAAUUCAUGACAAUAAAGUUAAGAAAAUACACAAGGAGACGUUCAAAGGAAUGAAUGCUUUACAUGUUCUAGAAAUGAGUGCAAACCCUCUUGAUAAUAAUGGGAUUGAACCAGGGGCAUUUGAAGGGGUAACAGCGUUCCAUAUCAGAAUUGCAGAAGCAAAACUGACCUCAAUUCCUAAAGGCCUACCUUCAACUUUACUGGAGCUACAUUUAGAUUAUAAUAAAAUUUCAACUGUGGAACUUGAGGAUUUUAAAAGAUACAAAGACCUGCAAAGGCUGGGUCUAGGAAACAACAAAAUCACAGAUAUUGAAAAUGGAAGUCUUGCUAACAUACCACAUGUGAGAGAAAUACACUUGGAAAACAAUAAACUAAAGAAAAUCCCUUCAGGAUUACAAGAGUUGAAAUACCUCCAGAUAAUCUUCCUUCAUUCUAAUUCAAUUACCAAAGUGGGAGUGAAUGACUUCUGCCCAACAGUGCCAAAGAUGAAGAAGUCUUUGUACAGUGCAAUAAGUUUAUUCAACAACCCGGUGAAAUAUUGGGAAGUACAACCUGCAACAUUUCGUUGUGUUUUGGGCAGAAUGAGUGUUCAGCUUGGGAACUUCAGAAAGUAAUAAUUAGUAAUCAGUGAUAUCGAUUUAAUAUAACAUUCAGAAAUUGUUACAUUUGGAAUACUUGAACUCUAUUAAAAACGGUGGUAUUAUACACACAAGCAAAAAUGUAUUCCCAUGUGGUAAGUCCACUGACUUACUGUACGACAAAAAAUUUCAACAGAAUUUUGCAGAAACUAUUGAUACAUCAGGAUUAAAGGAAAUAAGUGUCUAUUGCAGUUUCCUUUUACAUAUAAGUGAUUGUGCAUAAAUCUCAUGCUUGAACAUUCUUUCUCAGUAACAAAAAAUAAGACAUUCAGUAUUUAACACUUUGUUAUCAAGUGCAUUUAAAACAGAACUGUACUGUAAAAGGAGUGCUUGACUUAGCAAAAUUUGUGCUUUUUCAUUUGCUAUUAGAAAAAGAAAAUUGACAAGUACGGUUAUAUAAAGAGUACAUUAUACUAUUCUUAUUCUGUCUUUAGGAACUUGGGUAUUGCUGUAAUAUUUCUAAUAAUGUUGAAGUAUGGUUUGAUAUAAUCUUAUUCAAAUUCUCAUGUCUUAGAGACUUACUGUCUUUAUGUUUAGAACUCCUUAUAACAAAGCCUUCGGUAAGUGUUUAUUACCCACUCAACAGAUGCGAUUCAUAACAGCUUUUUUCAAGCUGUAGCACGUGCUUUUCUUUGUAAUUAUUAUUACCUAAUUAUAAAACCUCUAUAGAAAUGCAUAGUGAGUGUUUAUAUAAAAUCUCACACUUUUUAUUAUCACAGUUAUUAUAAGCUUUUAACAGUGUGUCAAUUGUUAGCUUAUAUUAACAUGGUCACCUCAAUGAUAAGGAAUAUUUUUGAGAUGUCCCUUUGUAAGAUCUUUGUUGGAAGAGACUGGAUGCUAUCAACUCUACACCAAAGUGUCUCCUUAAAUAUGCACAGACUGGAUAACUCUGAAAAACACACCUAGUAUAACUGAACAGAAGGAGCUUUAAACAGAAUUCAAAGAAACUAAAAGCUCUGUAUAAAAAUUAAGAGUACUUACAUAUAUUUUUGUUUGUGUUCAACAUAAGUAAAACUAGAAAAUAAGGAAAC
Molecule: messenger RNA, 2375 nt
Organism: Hippopotamus amphibius kiboko
Lineage: Eukaryota; Metazoa; Chordata; Mammalia; Artiodactyla; Hippopotamidae
Gene: ASPN
Product: asporin
Exons: 8
Coding region: 208-1320 (370 amino acids)
Molecular function (GO): protein binding
Source: RefSeq, a predicted model, not a curated record